Acanthosepion pharaonis is the source of this 1014-nucleotide messenger RNA. The record is from the annotation of a GenBank genome assembly. NCBI's taxonomy places the organism in Eukaryota, Metazoa, Mollusca, Cephalopoda, Sepiida, Sepiidae.
AUGUUUUUCCUUCUUUCUUUUUUUUUUAUUUUUCUCUUCUUCUAUCUUACUCUCUUUCAUUUUUUAAUUUUCGUUGUCUUCCUUUUUUUUCUUUGUCUUGUUUACGGUGAAUUCAUUUUCUUUCUUUUUGUAUUGUUUGUUUCUUUUUUCCUUUCGUGUUUAACUCAUACGAUUCUUUUCCUCUUCCAUUUAAUUCUUUUUUUUUUUUGCUUCUCCUUUCUUUUAUUUUAUGAUUUUUUUUUUUCUGUUUCCUUUAUUAGCCAAUUUUUUCCUUCAUUAUUCCAGAUUUUUCUUUAUUUUUUAUGUUCUGCGUUCUUUAUUUUAAGUCGCAUUCUAUUUCUUUUUUUCUUUCUUUUUAUUUCUUUCGUUCUUUUUCUUUUCUUUUUUUCUUUGUUUCAUCUUCUUUCAUUCCUUUUAUUGUUUUGUUCUUAUCUUUAUUUCCCUUUUCUUUUUCUUUCUUUUGUAUUUUUCUGUUUCAUUCUUUUUCCUUUUUUUCUUUCUUUAUUUUCCUUUACAUCAUUUGAUGAUUUUCUUUACUACUUUCCUUUAUUCUCCUUUUUUUUAUUCCAUAUUUGUCACUUCUUUUUUAUAUUGUCCAUUCUUUGCUUUUUCUUUACGUAUUACGCUCUAUUUCAUUCUUUUCUUCUUCCUUUCUAUCGUUUUUCUUUUAUUUUUCUUUGUCUUUUUCUGCUUUCAUUCUUUCCUCUAUCUUUCUUUAUUUCAUUCAUUAUACUUUUUUCAUUCUUUUGUAUAUUAUUUCUCAUUCGUUUUCUUUUUCUUUCUCUCUCUCUCUCUCUCUCUCUCUCUCUUUCGUUCUUUUUCAUUAAUUCAGUUUAUGGUGUCCUUCCCAACAUUUUUUUCUUUUUUGCUGAUUUUCCUUGCCCACUCACUAUUAUGGUAUAUUUCUUCUUUUUCUUUUCUUCUUUCUUUAUAUUUAUAUUUCUUUUUUUUUAUUUCUUUUAUCUUUUCUUUUCUUCUUUGAUUUUUCUUGUUUCUCCAUUUUUCUUUCCUUAA